Molecule: messenger RNA, 6920 nt
Organism: Pseudopipra pipra
Lineage: Eukaryota; Metazoa; Chordata; Aves; Passeriformes; Pipridae
Gene: LRTM2
Product: leucine rich repeats and transmembrane domains 2
Exons: 5
Coding region: 1998-3110 (370 amino acids)
Biological process (GO): positive regulation of synapse assembly; regulation of presynapse assembly; axonogenesis
Cellular component (GO): postsynaptic density membrane; glutamatergic synapse; GABA-ergic synapse
Molecular function (GO): protein binding
Source: RefSeq, a predicted model, not a curated record
CGGGUUCGGAACGGCACGGUGCCUCUUGUCUUGAGUUGGGGGCACACAAGGGGCACUCCUAGGUCUGGCAGAGUGUUCACUGCUGGAAAAAAACCCUGGCUCUCAGGCUGAAAGCAGCCAGACAGACCUGGUGCUGCCGUGGAGAGGCUUGAGGUGUGGGCAAGUGCUAGCUGUCCCAGGACUGGGUGUUCCCAGUGCUGCACUGGCAGUGAGUGCAGUUGGCCUGGUGCUCCGCAGAGCAGAAGGCAUCUCUUGGGCCACAAUAAAACAGCUAAUAAAGUCAGAACUCAAGUCAGAGAAAGCAUUUAAAAAAGAAACCCUCAAAAAUCCUCUCUGCUUCCUUGCUCUCUCCUGACUGUGGAAUAUUAAUCACUAAGGGUAUAAUGUGCUUAUGGGCAGUCAAUGCGUGGGAGAAACUGUUUUUUUCCGGAUUCUUGGAAUUAAAAUUUCUCCAUAAACCUUCUACUCCGAGGUACAAAUGCAGAAGCUCACUGUGCUUUGCCCUUCAGCAGCCAAGAACCUCUACCUAUUCCAAAUCUACUGUUCUGCCACCUGAGCACAUGGUAUGCUUGGGGAAGCAGGCGGUUUUGUGGAAGACAUGGAGGUUGAUAAAUAUGGGUUACAGAAGAGUCCCCAGCACAUGUGCAAGCCCAAGUCUGUGCACAUAUUUGUAAAUGUAAGCUAGAUUGGUGACUAGAAUAUGUGCAUUUGUACAUGAAGGCAGUCACUUUGAAGUCUUGGAAACACGUGUACGAGUGCACACAGGGUGGCUGCUAUCUAUGGGGUGGGAGUGUUGCGUGUAUGUGACAUGCUUUUAAAAUAAUCUUGGGUUUAUCAAGGCCCCUCCAUCUUUGUGCAUGUUGCAGUGCAGGAGACAGCAUUAAAGCCUGAACAGGUGUUAAUCACUAUGCACUGUAAUAAAUUCUAAACAUAGGGAAAGGGCUUAUUUAUACACGGCUGCUCCUCCCACCCUGCACUCUCUGCUUGAGCCUUGGUGCUGCCUUAGAGAAAGAGGCGCCCGUGAGGUACCAGAAACCAGUGCAAGAGCUGGACUUGCCCUGGCAGAGUAGAAGGAUCUAGGGGUAGAAAUCUUGACCCUGUCACCAUCCCCAUGCCUGGGUGUGCCAGUCCUGCCCUCAGCCCCCCACUGUCACCUGGGGAUGGUGCAGGUGAACUGCACAGAGCAGCGAGCAGGGCAGGAGAGACACCAGCCUAUGGCCUGAGAGGGGGUCUGGGCUGAGGGGAGAUCACAGAGGGAAACUGAGUCACAAAGCACCCAAGGAAGCUGAUUUUGGGCUUUUUUGUUUUGGUUUAGGUUUGUUGUUUUUUUUUUCAAAAAAGCUUAGCCCCCCAAUUGGAACUGAGCCAGCUGAUACAGACGGGGUGUUACAAAACAGAGCCAAAAAGCAAAAGCACAAGGAACAGAGCUAUCUAUAACCCUGACAAAAGUUAGAUGGAGUGAAGGUGGGGAAGAGGGAAAGACAGAGCGUGGCAGGCGGCUGCCCCUGAUGCUGAGAGCAAGGACGUGAUCAUUUGGCAACAGGAUUUGGAGCUGAUCGACUCGCGCUAUCCAGCAGGCAGAUAAGGCUCUGUGGCUGUCAGCUUAACUCUGCCGUUUAUUCCAGUGCUGUAGGGAGUUAAAUAGAGCACACGGAAAGCCUGCUGCUGGGGAAUGAAAGUCAAGGAGGGAAAGGGAAGGAAGAGGCUGUAAUUGGGCAGUGUCCGGGGAAUCAGGUGGAAGUGGCUGCAGGCAGAACCUCUCCAGGUCCUUCCUUCUCCUUCUCCUCGGAGGCUCGCUUGCUCUUCAGCUCCUGCAGUUGCUGCAGUGGGAAAUCCCCAAGCUGAAGCUGUGCUGUUCUAGCCACCACAUCCAUUUUACCUUAAAACAGACAGGAAGUGCUGGACCUGGCAGGCAGGCUACAAGGUCAUUCCUUCUCCUUUUGGGGCUGUGUGCCAGGCUGGCUGUUGGAUGUGAAGACACGCUGGAGAAGACAAGGAUGCUGCCUACAAGUGCUGGCCACCGGUGGAGGAGCAGGUUCCUCAUGAGGUGGCAAGAGGCUUGUCUGCUUGGCUGUUGGCUGUCGCUAUGUGCUGCUGAGUCCUUCUUUGCUUGUCCUUCCUCCUGCAAGUGUAACAGUGGCAACCUGGAAGUGGACUGUAGUGGCCUGGGCCUCUCUUCCAUUCCCUCAGACAUCCCCACAAACACCAGGACCUUCCUCUUUCUCAACAACAAACUCAGCAUCCUGCCAGGGGCAGUGUUUUCCAACCUCUCCGCUCUCCAGAGGCUGGAUCUAUCCAACAACUUCUUGGACCAGCUCCCUCAGAACAUCUUCAGUGACCUGGGGAACCUCACAGAGCUCCAGCUGAGGAACAACAGCAUUAGGGCCUUGGACAAGGACCUGUUACAACACACGGCCCUGCUGCGUCAGCUGGACCUCUCCAUCAACGGCCUGGCCCAGAUCCCCUCGGGAAUCUUUGACGACCUGCCUGCUCUCCGCUCCCUCUCUCUCAGGUCCAACCGCCUGCAGAGCCUGGACAGGGUGACCUUCGAGCCGCUAACCAGCCUGCAGCUGCUCCAAGUUGGGGAUAACCCCUGGGAAUGUGACUGCAACCUCCGAGACUUCAAACACUGGAUGGAGUGGUUCUCCUACCGAGGUGGCAAAAUUGACCAGCUGGCAUGUACCCUGCCCAAGGAGCUGAAAGGGAAGGAUAUGCGAAUGGUACCCAUGGAGAUGUUUAACUACUGCUCCCAGCUGGAUGACGAGAACAGCUCUACCGUGCUGGACAAUACUGGCCCACCCUGCACUAAAGGCAGCCCAACUCCUUCCAAAUCUAAAUCAGGCCCAGAAACAGAAGUGGAGCCCAGUGUGGGAUGCCCUCAGAAACAGCGAUACAGGCCCGUGAGCGUGCGCCGGGCCAUUGGCACUGUGAUCAUUGCAGGGGUGGUUUGCGGCAUCGUUUGCAUCAUGAUGGUGGUGGCAGCUGCUUACGGCUGCAUCUACGCCUCCCUCAUGGCCAAGUACCACCGGGAGCUGAAGAAGAGGCAGCCGCUCAUGGGUGACACAGAAGGUGAACAUGAAGAACAAAAACAAAUCUCCUCUGUGGCGUGAAACUCUUCUAGGAAGGAAGGGACAGCGAUGAAAAAAAGGUACCUGAGAGCAGUCAAGCAUGGGGCCCUCCCAAAAUACAUCUUCCCAGACAGAGAGACAGACUGUGCUAUUGCUCCACUCACCCAAGUAGUGCAACAUGCUUCUGGGGGGUCAGGGCACCUGGCUCAAUUUCUUUUCCUCUGCCCCAGGCCCAUUUUGUGCCCUUUCACCCUUGGGGCCUCCCAGACAAAAUAAAGUAGAGUCAGACCUCGAGUGCUUGCUGUGCCUCAUGCCCUUGCACAGAGCUUCCCUCACAUGCCUGCUGCAAAGGCAGCUGGCACAUUCUGGGAACCUGUGUUGCUCUCUCAGCUUCGGUCCUGAGUCAUCCUGUAUCCUGUCAAGAGUUCUCUGCAAACUGAGAGCAGCUCUGUGAAAGCCUGUGUGGGAAGCAGGACACCAGAAGUGUCCAUGCCUCACUGUUAGGGUCUGCAAGUCAGUGCUCCUUACAUCAGAAGGGAGGGAAGGUCCCCAGGGUAGGACAACAGUCAGUGGGAGAGUUCCUUUCUCAUUUUUAAAGGUGGAAAGAUAACCUGUGUCACUUUAACACACUGCCAGGAGCACAGUGUCCUUCUUUUUGCUCCUGGCCAAGUCCAAAUCUGUGAGCUGACACACGUCAUCUCCUAUAGGUGCACAGACACGGAGUCACCCUCCUGUACACACACACACUGACUCAUUCUGAUCCCAACACGCACACACAGCCAGCCACAGUUCCAGAUAUCCAGGCACCCCACCUGCACAUGCAGAGCCACACAUGCCCAUGCUGAUCUGCCCUCUGUGUGUUGAAUACAUUCAGCCACUUUACCUUACCCUGAUCACAGCACUGCAUAUCGCCUUCUGCUUCAGACAAAAUACAUGCACACUGCCACUGAGGAGCUAACAGAGACAUCUCAGCCCUAGUGCAGAGCCAGUGGAAACUGGCAGGAGACGGCAGAGAGAGGCAAAGUUAUUGAGAUUACAGUAUGAGUCUGUGAAAAAAAUAAGGUGUAUUCUUCUUAUCUGUUUUAUGUUUUCUCUGAUAAAUGGAGAGGGUAAGGAUACAAAGCCUCCAUUUAGAAAUGUUUGGCUGGCAGAGUAGAACUGGGUCAUCAGGAAAGACUAGAGGAGGAGGUGGUUUACCAGCCUCAGUAGCGUAAGCCACGCUGAGUAGUGUGAGCCUGGGGAAAGGUGUCAGGGGAAGAAGUCACACAACUGGCAUGGCUGGCAGAGGGGCCAGCAUGGCGUGUGGAGCAGGGUGACGCAGCUGAGGUGACUGAAAAGCGUGGGCGCAAUUCUGAGGGGUCUUGAGCUGAAGGCUGAAACCUGGAUCACAGCGUGGCAGGUGUGGGAGAGCCCAGGAAGGGUCUGGCAUGGAAGGCAGCACAGCCCACAUACGCUCCCUUAACCAUCACUGGUGUGUUUGACGCCAUCCACAGCUGCACACGAGCGUGCCCACACACGCAACUGCGCACACUGCCACUGUCACGUAGGGUGACUUCCCCCAGUCAGACUUUAAAGCCCUCAGACUGCAGUGCCUCCUAUUAGUCUUUGCUCAUUCUGACCUGACAGGGGAAAAAAAAAAAAAAAGUGAGAGAGGGGAAAAAAAAAUGAAAGGAACUCGACAUAAGGACUCAUUUUGUAUCACUGGAAGUGGGAUAAAAUGCUGUCUCCAGGGGAGAGCGCACAUUGCCAUGGUAACCUGCUCUAACCCGUCACAGUGGGUAUUCCUGGGCGAGGAAGAUGACACUGGAGGUCGUGCAUCCACAGUGCCUGUGGAUGGUGUGAUCCCUGCCAUCAGGAAACAAGCUGGCAGCCAGCCCAGCUUUGCAGGGUGUUUCGCUGGCAACCUGUGUUCAGAGCCCAGCAUGCACUGCAGGUGGACCCUGCCAGGGCACAUCACCUCUUCCACCUGCUCCAUCUGAAUCCCGAUGCCUUCGGACAUCUCGCAGCCCUCCUGCUCGCUGUGACCGGAUCCCUGCGGAAGCAAUGCACGCUGGCUCCUCACCCCCUUCUGGCUCCAGACAGGUGGUUGUACUGACCCACGGGCACACAACAUCUUUAAUCAAAGCCUGGAGUGGUAAAAUCCCUCCUGCUCUACCCAGGGUCACCAGAGGCAAGGAGACAGGAUGCUCUGAACUGUUUAAGCAUGACUUUCCUUCGACACGGGGAUGCAUGGGACGGGGGAGGAUGUUCUUCAGGAAGCAGAAGACAAGGCUGCCAUGGAGGAACAACUGGGAGAAGCAGUCCACCCACAAGUGUGCACACAGAUUCUACCCCUGCUCCCAGCACACUGCUUGUGAGGAACUGGAAGAGGAGGAGGGGGGCUGGCAAGACGUGAGGAGGAAGGACUCUCACCCAUACACUGUAUAGCCACUGCAACCAUCCCAUCUGCUCCAAGUGUAGCCCGUUCUGAAGGGCAGAACUGGUGCACUGCAGACUCCAUAUGCGUGUCACUGCUGCUCCACAUUCCCAGCAAGCCAGGACUAGACUCUGCCUGCUGGAUCCAAACCUCUCUCCAGCCUCCCUCUCAGGGGAACUUCUCCCUUUACCAUACUGGACUCCACAAUCAUACUUGAAAUGGGACUUGAGUCAGAGUGGUAUAUUUAUAGAUCUAUAUUUUACUUGCAUCAAAAAAUGGUGAAAUAUUGCACAAAACAAAUGGGAUCUAUAUAUGUGUGUGUGUGUAUGUAUGUGUGUGAGUGAGCAAGAGAGUGAGAGACUGUUUUAAAGGGAAUAGACCAGAGGUAAAAUGAAUGGGAGAAAGGCAGGGCACACUGCAGGGGUUGAGGGGAUGAAAUCCUCCUUUCCCCGCACCUUCCCUGUGACUUCCUCCAGCCCUGACCAAUUUUUCUUUGUUGCUAAUAAUAUUUUCUAUAUCUUGUGUUGUGGGGCUGAUGAUGACCUUGCCCAUCCUUUCCUUUUUUGUUUUAAUUUAUACAGCAGAAAGUCUGGAUUUAUCUCAACCCUAGAAAAGGGACUGCUAUGUUUAGAAACCCACCCAGGAAAGGAGAGAACUGAGUGCUGCUGAGAAAUAUGAAGGCUGGCUGCUAUGGGGAGUCCCACUGGAAAGCAAAUACUCUGCUGGGAAGGAUGAGGACCUCUCACACGCAGAGCAGAGUAACUCGGUUCACUGGGAAAUACCCUCUUCAUGCCACUGUUUGCAAACAGGCUCUUCCUCCUUUCCCUAGCACACCUAGAAAACAGGCUGCCCUGGGGUGACUGAGCUGCUGCACUGUCCACAGGCACACCAGGGAACACGGUAGCUAGCACAGUCCGAAACAAAGCUCUCCUGUGGGAUGCCGGAUACAGAAUGACACCCAGUGCUCCUUGUGUGCUCAGCCAAUGGGUUCCUUUGGUGUGUGGAGACAGGGGCUCCUGUUAUCCCUGCAGGCAUGGCUAGGCACGGGGGAAACCCCCCUGAAUGCAGCCUUUGGUGCAGGCAGGUGCACCACAGCUCCACGCAGGCGCCUGCACUCAGGAAAUGGUAUUCUGGGGCAGGCAGGUCCAACGCAUGCCAGGGCGAUCUAGGGGCUGGUAGGGCCACCAGAAACACCCCUUCUGCUCUCCCCCACUCCCCUUCCCCACACACCCACCAGUGGCACAGGCACAUUUCUUGCAGGGAAGAGAUGGCACUUGUAAUUCCUUUUUCUUUUUUGUUACCGUUUGAGGGAGAGCGACAAGAUUUUCUAAAAUGAUUGAAUGGAGGUUUCUUUGGCAUGAGACAGAAAAUUUUUAAAGGUAUAUUAUAUUUCUGGCUUGUUGUUACAGAAUAAUAAUAAAGAAUGUAUUUUCCUA